UUUCUACUUCUUCUGCCGUAUAGGUGCUUUUAUACGUGGCCCCUCUGAGUUAGUAUUUGUUGCAAGCGAAAAAUCUUAAAGAGUUUUCUUAAUUUAUAGAUUAAAUAAUUACAAUUUGGUGUUGUAUAUUACGAAAGGAUUAUGAACUGCAAAACUUUCGGCACUUUGUGUGCGCUAAUUGUACUGCAAUUUCUGCGUGCCAGCGAGGCCUUCAUUGUGACGGUUGACGCACACAAUGAAGAGUGCUUCUUCGAGAAGGUGGAAGGCGGUACCAAAUUCGGAGUUACAUUCGAAGUAAUCGAAGGCGGCUUCCUCGAUAUUGACAUCAAAAUAACUGGGCCAGAUGAUAAUAUUAUACAUGAGAGUGAAAAAGAAUCUUCUGGGAAAUAUACUUUUUCCGCCGUCUCAACAGGUAUUUAUCGUGCUUGCUUCAACAAUGAGCGCAGCAGCAUGACACCAAAAUUGGUCAUGUUCUCGAUCGAGGUAAGCGAAUCACAGCAUCGAGCAGCGGGUGCGCCCAGCGAAGAAGAGGUGGGUCACACCAAAUUGGAGGAUAUGAUUCAGCAAUUGUCAGGCACGCUGACGGGUGUCAAGCAUGAGCAAGAAUACAUGCAUGUGCGUGACAAAAUCCAUCGCUCAAUUAACGAGAGUACCAACUCGCGUGUUGUCUUGUGGUCAACUUUCGAGGCGCUGGUGUUAGUGUUAAUGACCAUCGGGCAAGUGUACUACCUGAAACGCUUCUUCGAAGUAAAACGUGUUGUAUAAAUUGAUUUUGACUGUCUAAUCGGCGGUGGCGGAAAGCGUUGCACUUUACCUCUAAUAACAAACAUUUUAGUUUGCCAUUUUGUUGUAAAAAAACUUAUAUUCCUGCAUGGUCGUGGGAAUUUCAACAAAUUCAUCCUCUACACAAUGCGGUUUUCUCAAAUGUCAAACUUAAAUUUGCCACAUUCUUACUUGAAUAAAAUAUGUAACUCCGUAAACUUUUUAGACAAAAUAAAUUUAAGACUUAUAAAAA
Anastrepha ludens (Mexican fruit fly) is the source of this 1015-nucleotide messenger RNA. It is a transcript of the gene CHOp24, whose product is annotated as transmembrane emp24 domain-containing protein 2. Gene Ontology annotation, biological process: endoplasmic reticulum to Golgi vesicle-mediated transport; intracellular protein transport; Golgi organization. Gene Ontology annotation, cellular component: endoplasmic reticulum; COPII-coated ER to Golgi transport vesicle; Golgi apparatus. The transcript has 3 exons. The coding region runs from base 142 to 765 and encodes 207 amino acids. NCBI's taxonomy places the organism in Eukaryota, Metazoa, Arthropoda, Insecta, Diptera, Tephritidae. The record is from RefSeq and is a predicted model, not a curated record.